Cyphellophora attinorum is the source of this 873-nucleotide messenger RNA. RefSeq names its product Fumarylacetoacetate hydrolase domain-containing-like protein. NCBI's taxonomy places the organism in Eukaryota, Fungi, Ascomycota, Eurotiomycetes, Chaetothyriales, Cyphellophoraceae. The transcript has 5 exons. Gene Ontology annotation, molecular function: acetylpyruvate hydrolase activity. Bases 1 to 873 code for a protein of 290 amino acids. The record is from RefSeq and is a predicted model, not a curated record.
AUGGCGCCAAAUGCCUCUUGGACCAGGCUUGUACGUUUCGUAGCUGAAGAUGGGAAGACGUACUGCGGUCAGCCAGAGGACGAGACCAUGGAUGUUGGCCUCGCGUUUGCGGCAGGAGAGUCGAUCCGCGUUCGAGUGAGAAGUUCAGAAUCGGUCCUUGACGACAAUGCAGAGCUCCUUGACGAGUACAAGGAGGUCAAGAAGCUCCUUUCACCACUCACAGCCGCCGAGACUGGCGCCAUUCGUUGUGUUGGACUCAAUUACAAAGACCAUGCGGCUGAGAUGAAGUUUGACCUGCCGACUCACCCUGAGAUCUUCCUGAAGCCCGCCUCGUCACUGUGCAGCGCCUCAGACGUGAUCCAGUUACCUAAGGUUGCAGCAGAUGAGGUUGAUGCCGAAGUUGAACUUGCUGUCGUCAUAGGCAAGGACUGCAAGAACGUGGCCAGGGGGGACGCCCUGCAGUACGUCCUUGGCUACACUGUUGCGAACGAUAUGACCGCACGCGACGUGCAGAGGCGCGGGUCGCAAUGGUCGUACUGCAAAGGCUUCGAUGGCUUUUGUCCAUUAGGGCCGACGCUUGUAUCUGCCAGAACUCUCCCGGAUCCCUCUGUUCUUCACGUCAAGACGACUUUGAACGAAACGACCAUGCAGACGCAGGACGUCUCGGAUAUGAUCUUCACCAUCGGCGAGAUAAUUGAAUAUCUGUCAUCUGGAAGUACACUCCCCAAAGGCACUGUCAUCCUGACCGGUACUCCGGCUGGCAUUGGCGCGAGCAAGAAGCCGCCGAAAUUUUUGAAGGAAGGCGACGAGCUCAGAGUCUCGAUCAGCCAUGGUCUAGGGACUUUGGUGAACCCACUGGUUCUAGAGAAAUAG